AUGGAAAUAUGUGCAUCAAACAAAUUGUUACUUGAAGGAAUUGCAAAAUAUGGAAGUAAGAAUAGUUGGGACAAAAUAGCUAUUAUGAUUCCUGGAAGAAAUAGAAAACAAUGUAGAGAACAUUUUAUUAAUAAAUUCAAUAAUAUAAGACAUAGACCAUGGACCAGUGAAGAAGAUAAUGAAAUAUUAACAAGAAGAAAAGAAUUUGGAAAUAGAUGGACUCAAAUUGCAACAUUUCUUGAUGGCAGGUCUCCAAAUGAUGUGAAAAAUCGUUUUUUUUGGGAGGCUUAA
Molecule: messenger RNA, 291 nt
Organism: Entamoeba histolytica HM-1:IMSS
Lineage: Eukaryota; Evosea; Mastigamoebida; Endamoebidae
Product: myb-like DNA-binding domain containing protein
Exons: 2
Coding region: 1-291 (96 amino acids)
Biological process (GO): regulation of DNA-templated transcription
Cellular component (GO): nucleus
Molecular function (GO): RNA polymerase II cis-regulatory region sequence-specific DNA binding; DNA-binding transcription factor activity, RNA polymerase II-specific
Source: RefSeq, a predicted model, not a curated record